This is a messenger RNA of Suncus etruscus (white-toothed pygmy shrew), 4104 nucleotides long. RefSeq names its product retrotransposon Gag like 1 (gene RTL1). The record is from RefSeq and is a predicted model, not a curated record. The transcript has a single exon. Lineage: Eukaryota; Metazoa; Chordata; Mammalia; Eulipotyphla; Soricidae. The coding region runs from base 1 to 4104 and encodes 1367 amino acids.
AUGGUACCAUCUGACAAGAGGGAACCCUCUGAAGACUCAUUUGAGACGAUGAUGGAGCGUAAGAAUCCAUCAUCAAAACAAAUGGAGUCCUCGGGGGGCUCAUCCAGCAGCGCCGCACAGGCCGAGGGUGCACAGGCCGAAGGUGUACAGGCCGAAGGUGUACAGGCCGAGAGUGCACAGGCCGAGGGUGCACAGGCCGAAGAAGGUGCACAGGCCAAAGGUGCGCAGGCCGAGGGUGCGGCAGGCAGCAGUCAAGGAGGCGGGGAAGAGCUGCCCACUGACGUCCGCCAAGACAUGGAGGGGCCAUCCAGUGGCCCGCAUACGGAAUUUAAGGACCCACCCAAUGACCUACUCCAAGACCUGGAGGAGUCAUGCGCCGCUUCCCACCUGGAAGUGGCGGGUUCCUGGGGUGGGGAGCCUGCGGAGAGAGAAGGGGCAUCAGCGAGUUCCUGGGGCUCUCAGGAGGAGGAAAGUGAAGACGAGGAAGAAGAAGAGGAAGACUUCCGCCCACCUGGGGCCGCGGCCCCUGAAGGGCAGCACGGGCAGCCCGGAGAAGGCGCCCAAGGCCCAAUGGCCGAGUUCCUGGGGCUGGUGCGCUCGCUCAUCUCGCUCUGCUUCCGCAUGCAAGACCUGCAGAGGCAGCUGCGGGCAGCCGAGGAGAUACUGCUCCAGGCCCUAGCGACCGGUCGCCUGCCCAUCCCGACCCCAUUCAGCGGCGACCGGCGCGACUACCCCGAGUUCAUCGCGCUGUGCCAGCUCAUCCUGCAGAGCCACCCACGCACCUCCGCCGAUGACGACCAGCGCCGCGUGGCCUACAUCGUGGGGCACCUGUCGGGCAUGGCCCGCGACUGGGCGCAGAGGCUGAUAGAGCAGAAUCAGCCCCUGGCCAGCGACUUCCCAGGCUUCCUCGAAGCCAUGUCCGAGAUGUUCGAGUAUCGCCACAGCGUCCGCGUGGCCGAAGAUACCAUGUUCAACCUGCGCCAGGGGGACCGCCCCGCCAUCGACUACAUCACCGAGUUCCGGGGACUGGUGCCCAUCCUGGGCUGGGCCGACGAGGUGCUGCAAGCCCACCUGUGCCAGGGCCUGCGUGAAGAGAUCCGCCACUACCUGUUCCGCGUGCCCAGGCCCGACUCGCUCGACUCGCUGAUUGUGCUCAUCCUACAGAUCGAAGAGAAGCUGGCUGAGCGCCGGGCCAUCCUGCGGCUGCCCCCAUCCGCCCGGCCUCGCAACCUCACCUGGAUCGACACGCCGGCUCCCGAGCGCUGGAUGGUGAGCAGCUGGCUGCCCAACGAGAUGCACCCGACCCUCGACCGCAACCAUCUCUUCCUGCUGCUGCUGGUCAGGAUCAACCCGUACCACAGUGUGGCCGUGCGCGCUCUGGUCGACUCGGGCGCCUCCAGCAACUACAUGGACGAGGGCUUCGCCCAGGAGCACUACGUGGAACUCUACGAGAGAACCUACCCAAACCCCGUGCAGAACCUGGAUGGCUCGCUCGUGGGCAACGAGCCCGUGUGGCUGUACACCGAGCCGCUGGUGUGCAUCCACCAGAACCACCAGGAGUCACUCGAGUUCGACAUCGUGCCCUCGCCCAACUUCUCCGUCAUCCUGGGCAUCAAGUGGCUCCAACUGCACAUGCCCGAGAUGGACUGGACCCGCGGCCGCUGCACCUUUCACUCGCCCUACUGCCUAGCCAACUGCUUCCGCCCGCCGCCCCCAUGCGUCGCGCUGGAGCGCCAUGCAGUCAGCCUGCUGCCCGGCUUGCCGCCCCCUUACUCCGACCUGGCCGACGUGUUCAACCCGAAGGAAGGAGAAGAGGCAUCCGACCAGCCAAGCUCAGACGGAUCCGAUGAACUUUCGGAAUCAGAGCCCUCUGAGCUUCAGCAGGCUGGAGACAGUGAUCAGAGCGAGACCUUCUACGACUGCCUGUCGUCCGCACCCUGGGAGCCUGUGGGGGCCGGGAUGCAAGAGAGCAGUGCCAUGCCCGCCCACGGAGAUGAGAUCGGUUUCGACAACGACGACGAUGACGAUUGGGACCCGUGGGGCAUGCUGAACAACACAGAGGACGACAUACAGAUGAUUCCUGAGCUGUUCAACCAACUCCACGGGGCCAUGUGGUUCACCAAGCUGGAGCUGCAGGGCACCAUCGUGGAGGAGGGCCUGACCAUCACGCACGUGGAGACAGUGUGGGCUGUCGCCUUCGGCCUGGACACCUCCAACCGCAUCUACACGCCCUUUACCCCCGGCUCGAGUCCCAUCAUCCGCCAGCGCACCAUGUACUACAUCCUCUCUGACUUGCUGGGCCUCUUCGUGCUUUCCUACGGCCAGGAUGUGCUCGUCUACUCCAUGAGCCAGGAGGAGCACUUCCGCCAUGUGCGCCAGGUGCUGGUGCGCCUACGCCGAAACCGCAUCUACUGCUCCCUGGACCGCACCCAGUUCCACCGCCACACGGUCGACUUCCUGGGCUUUGUCAUCAACCCCAGGGGCGUGAGGCUCAAUAAGAGCAUCAUCAAGACCAUCACGGGCUACCCCAUCCCGGGCUCCAAGAAGUCCCUGCGGCACCUGAUUCAAUUCAUCUUUCCCUACCGCCACUUCAUCGAGCGCUUCGCCAUCCUCACUGAGCCCCUGGUGCGUCAGCUGCUCACCAACCGACCCUUCCGCUGGACCGAGGAAGAGCAGGAAGCCUUCGACGGGCUGAGGCGAGCCGUGCGCAGGGCACCGCUGCUCCAUCACCCCAAGCCCCAGCACCCCUUCUACCUGGAGACGGGCGUGGUGCGCUCGGCACUGCAUGCCUCCCUCAUCCAGAUCGAGGAGCAGACAGGCAGGCGUGUCUGCUGCGCCUUCUACUCUCGCUACCUGACCCCCGAAGAAAACAACGAGUCACGCUUGCAGUUGAGGAUCCUCCCCAUCAGGGCUGCCUUCUCGGUGUGGUGCCACUACCUGGAGAACACCGAGGAGCCCAUCAUGAUCCUUCUCAACACAGAGGAUCUAGCCUCUCUGAAUAAUGACAGGCUCACCGUACUCCUCCAGGGGCAGUGGGCCGCCUUCUUCUCCAAAUACAACUUCGACGUCAUGGAGGAACCCGAAUGCGAGGACGGGCGCCCUCUGCCUCCCAGGCAGAGGCUCUCCUCCCGGAGCUUGGCAGGGGCCGCCUCGUGCGGCAGACAAGGCGAGGAGCGCAGAGCGUGUGCCAGGGCACGCGAGAGGGGCCUGAGGCAGCAGGAGUGCCUGGCGAGCCUCCCCAUCGAGCAGAUCCUGGCAGAUUUCCUGACCCACUUGGGCGAGGCCCAGAUCCGUUCAGUCCUCCUGCAUUUCUUCCAUGGCCUCCUGGACUGGAAGAACAACGUGGCCGUGGCCGCCCUGCUAGUGAUGUUGCGUGAGGCCCAGCCCUGCCCACUGCCCAUCAUGGCCAUCCCCAGUGGCACCCUGAUGCUGGUGCGCCACAGGUCCCUGCGCUCGCUGCUGGCCGCCAGCCUGGUCAGCUGCCCAAGGGCCGCUGCCAUCACCCGACUGAUCACACAGGUGCCCCCACUGGCGGGCGCCCACACGGUGCCUGCCCACGAGUUGGCUGAACUGUUCCUGGGCCCCGGUCACUGGCAGUGCCAGGCGCUGCUGCCCCGGGCCACUGGGACCCCGCGCUUCAGUCCCGAUUUCUGGCUGCUGCUCUGUGAGAUCUUCGGGGUCAGGGUGACCCUGGCCCAGGGCGGCCAUCGCGGCCUGCCUUGUCCCGCCCAGCCCCAUGUGCUGCACGUCAGCAGCGUGGAGAGUGACGAGGAUGUCGCCUUGCGAGCAGCCCUGCAAGACGACCUGCAAAAUUCCCGUCAUUCGGGCCUGCACGACGGCCUGCAAGACAGGUCGCAGGGCGCACAGGGGGCCAGUGACGUGCAGCGGGGCUCCACCCGCCCCAUCCACUUCCAGCUCCCCAGCCAGGCCAGGGUCUUGGCCUUCCUGCGUGCCCAUCAGCGGACCCUGCCCAGCCCCGAGUCCGUCAACGCCCUCAUGCACUUCCUGCGCAUCAUCUACGGGCACGUAGACCCCGCCCUGGAGGGCGCCUGGCUGGAGGAGUUCCUGGAGGAUGCAGACACACACGACCAGCAUGACCACUGA